GCUGAAAUUCUUUUUGAAAGAUGGCUUGUGUUAGUCCAGAUAAAAGCAUAACGACACCGAAAACUCACAUCGAUGGUGUUCCCGAUUUUGGAUGGCGAGUUCCCCUAACUUACAAAUGUCAAGAAAAAUGUGGCCCUUUCCAGUCGCCAAGGCUGAAACAGCUAACCGGAUUUGUUGGUCUUACUGUGAGAUAUAUGCAGUUCUGGUUUAAAAAAAGAAAUCAAGGAAGAAUACCAUUUAUCAAUCACCUAGAUCCUGUGAUGCACAACCCCAUAUAUGGCUGCCCAAUUGGUGGUAUUGGUUGUGGCACUAUAGGGAGGGGCUACCGAGGUGAAUUCUGUCGGUUUCAGAUGGUUGCUGGCAUGUAUAACUUUGCAGUCGUAGAUGCUGAUCAGUUUGUCGUGUGUAUCCGCAAGAAUGGAAAUACAGUUUACCAGCAAGUACUCUCUGCCCAGCCUAAGAAGACGAAAGGACUCGGCUCAUGGAAGUGGCAUUUUCCACAGCAGGAUGCCACGUACCAUGCCUUGUACCCCCGUGCCUGGACCAUUUAUGACAUUCCUGAACACAAAGUGCGACUUGUGUGCAGACAGAUUUCUCCUGUGUUUCCUCAUGAUUAUAAGGAAACUACACUCCCCACUGCUGUGUUUGUCUGGAGUAUAGAAAACAACGGUGAUGAGGAACUGGAGAUCAGCAUAAUGUUCACCUUCAAGAACGGCCGCGGUAUCAAAGAGGAUAAAGAUGGCGGCUGUUGGAACGAGCCGUUCUCUCACAAGUCUGACGACAGUGAGGUCCAGGGGGUUAUGAUUCACCAGGCAUUCAGAGACAUGGAUUGCACAUACGCAGUGUCAGCAGCUAAAAAGGAUGGUGUCAGCGUCAGUCACUGUGUGGAGUUUGAUCCGAACGGGUCCGGUGAAGAUGUCUGGAAUGACCUGAAGGAAGAUGGAAGUCUCAAUUCCGUUGGUGAGAACAGUGCAAAAACUAAAAAGGGAAAAGAAAUAGCAACAGCGGUAUGUGCAAAGUGCACCGUUAAGCCACAUGGCAAAGGUCAGCUUGACUUCUGUUUAGCCUGGGAUAUGCCUGUUAUUCUCUUUGCUGCAAGAGAACAAAAAUAUGCCAGGCGAUACACUCGAUGGUUUGGGACAAAAGGAGAUGCAGCUCCACGUUUGUGUGCUCAUGCACUGAUCUCAUACCCAGCCUGGGAAGAGAAGAUUGAACAGUGGCAAAAUCCAUUUCUCUCCAACAGCAAACUGCCGGCCUGGUACAAGUCUGCCCUGUUCAAUGAACUCUACUUCGUCAGUGAUGGUGGCACCAUUUGGGUAGACCCCAUCGCUGACAGCUCUGCGGAAUCAAGUGUCGACCCGGUACCAGAAUACAGCAAAUUCGCCUAUCUUGAAGGUCAUGAAUAUCGGAUGUAUAACACUUACGAUGUACACCACUAUGCAUCUUUUGCUUUCAUCAUGCUGUGGCCCAAGAUUCAAGAGUCGAUACAGUAUGAUAUAGCUGACUCUGUAGUAUCUGAGGACUUGGCAAGUGUAAAGUUCUGUAUGUCUGGAGAGAAGGGCAUAGUGAAAACUGCCAAUACAGUUCCACAUGACAUUGGUGAUCCAGAGGAUGAGCCGUGGAAGCGAGUGAACGCAUAUAUCAUUCACCCGACCUGUGACUGGAAGGACUUGAAUCUGAAGUUUGUGCUUCAGGUGUACCGUGACUACAGCCACACACACAACGAGGAGUUCCUCAAGUACAUGUACCCCAAGAUCAAGCUUGUCAUGGAAACGGCUUUAACCUGGGAUACAGAUGGCGAUGGUAUCAUUGACAACAGUGGAUUUGCAGAUCAGACUUACGAUGCUUGGACCAUGCAAGGAGCAAGUGCCUACUGUGGUGGAAUGUGGCUUGCCGCUCUCAGGAUGGUAGUAGACAUGGCUAAGCAUCUGGGAUUUGACGAAGACCAAGCGAAAUAUGCUGAGGUGUUGGAGAGGGGCAAAAAGUCGUAUCAGGACAAACUUUGGAAUGGUCGGUACUACAACUUCGACUGCAGCCAGCAUGGUCACCACGACAGUGUGAUGGCUGAUCAGCUGGCUGGACAAUGGUUCUUGAAAGCAUCUGGUCUACAAGAUGACACUGUGUUUCCACCAGCCAAUGUGAAGAGUGCCCUGAAGACCGUGUUCGAAAACAACGUGAUGAUGUUUUCUAACGGCAACAUGGGUGCAAUCAACGGAACACGCCCUGAUGGCAAGAAAGACAUCAGUUCCUGUCAGUCAGAGGAAUUCUGGGUAGGAAUCACGUACUCUGUGGCUGCAAGUAUGAUACAAGAGGGUUUGAUAGACGAAGGUUUUCAGACAGCGUGGGGAUCGUACCACGCUUGCUGGGAGUGGAUGGGCCUGGCGUUCCAGACCCCCGAGGCGUACAUGACCAGCAGGCACUACCGCUCCCUCGGGUACAUGCGGCCACUAAGCAUAUGGUCUUUACAGUGGGCCCUGGAGAAAUUCCACCCGGAAUAUCUCAACGUGAAAACAGGGGAGUCGCAAGUAAAGGUUGCACCUGAGAUCAACAAAGAAAAAAAGUCUGAUUCUGGUGUCAGCCUACCGGAAAAGAGUGUAGAAUCUGAAGAGACGGUUCAUGUGGAGUCAGUGAAAGUAAAAGAAGAACAAGCAGAUUCUGGUGUCAGCCUAUCGGAUAAGAGUGUAGAAUCUGAAGAGAAGGCCCAUGUGGAGUCUGUGAAAAUAAAAGAAAAAAAGUCUGAUUCUGGUGUCAGCCUACCGGAGAAGAGUGUAGAAUCUGAAGAGAAGGUUCAUGUGGAGUCGGUGAAAGUAAAAGAAAAAAAGUCUGAUUCUGGUGUCAGCCUACCGGAGAAGAGUGCAGAAUCUGAAGAGAAAGUUCGUGUGGAGUUCGUGAAAGUAAAAGAGGAAUUGCAAGCAAAUGCGACAACCGAUGUGAUCAAAGAAGAAAAAUCAGGUUCUGAUGAAUGUGCUGAAACGGAGUCUAGUGGAUAUCAGAGUUCUGAAGUGUUGCCAUCCUAAUUAUUAGGACCAUCUGGCGUCAGAUACAUGUACUGGUUUAUGCAGUAGGAAAUACUUAACAUUUAUUUGACUUUCUAAGUUGUGAUAAACCAAUCAAAAAUGAGCAUCUUAAUCUGCAACUGUUUCAUUAACCAAAAUGGUGAAUAGAAUUUUUCUGACAUUAUUGUCUAAACAAUUGAUUAAUCUUUUGGAAUCUGAAAUUAAUUUUUAAAUAAUAAUAAUAAUAAUAAUGUGGAUAGACUGCUUAUAAAUGCUCCAUUUUAUGUCUACAAUCAAAUGUAUAUUUUGUUACAAUGUAGUAGAGCUGUAACAAUACGGCGAUACAGUAUCGUAUCUUGAUACGAGGGCCACGAUAUGAUACCUUGAUUCAGGACAGCUGUAUUGCGAUACAAUACGAUACGAUAUAUUGAUUCAGAACAGCUGUAUCGCGAUACGAUACAUUGAUUCAGGACAGCUGUAUCACGAUACAAUACGAUAUGAUAUAUUGAUUCAGAACAGCUGUAUCGCGAUACAAUAUGAUACGAUAAAUCGAUUCAGAACAGCUGUAUUGCGAUACAAUACCAUAUGAUACAUUGAUUCAGAACAGCUGUACCGCGAUACAAUACCAUAUGAUACAUUGAUUCAGAACAGCUGUAUUGCGAUACAAUACAAUAUGAUACAUUGAUUCAGAACAGCUGUAUUGCAAUACAAUAUGAUACAUUGAUUCAGAACAGCUGUAUCGCGAUACAAUACGAUAUGAUACAUUGAUUUAGAACAGAUGUAUCACAAUACGAUAUGAUACAUUGAUUCAGAACAGCUGUAUCGCAAUACAAUAUGACAUGAUAUAUUGAUUCAGAACAGCUGUAUCGCAGUACAAUACGACAUGAUAUAUUGAUUCAGAACAGCUGUAUUGCAAUACAAUAUGAUACAUUGAUUCAGAACAGCUGUAUCGCGAUACAAUACGAUAUGAUACAUUGAUUUAGAACAGAUGUAUCACAAUACGAUAUGAUACAUUGAUUCAGAACAGCUGUAUCGCAAUACAAUAUGACAUGAUAUAUUGAUUCAGAACAGCUGUAUCGCAGUACAAUACGACAUGAUAUAUUGAUUCAGAACAGCUGUAUUGCAGUACAAUACGACAUGAUACAUUGAUUCAGAACAGCUGUAUCGCGAUACAAUACGAUAUGAUACAUUGAUUCAGAACAGCUGUAUCGCGAUAUGAUACAUUGAUUCAGAACAGCUGUAUCACAAUACGAUAUGAUACAUUGAUUCAGAACAGCUGUAUCGCAAUACAAUACGACAUGAUAUAUUGAUUCAGAACAGCUGUAUCGCGAUACAGUACAAUACAUUCAUACAGUUGCCAAACAAUAUCUGUGUUCCCUCUACGUCUGUACCGUCUGAAAGGGUUGUCAAUACAGCAGGGGAUGUUGUAACUGCCCAGCGAUCUGCACUUAAAACUAAACAUGUUAUCAAGUUGAUUUUUCUAUUAAAAAAGCUGACAUUUCAUUAACUGCAUUGAACAAGCAUGUUACGUUCAUUUUUCUGAAGACUUCCCAUUUGUAUUUCGAAACAUUUUAAUUUCGUUUUAUUGUCAGGUGACAAUGAAACUAUCCUGUCAUGUCUUAAAUUUUGAUUACGGUUAUCAAUUUUCAUAAACAUGAACUACCGAAAACAGUUUAAUUAGCGAUGUUUGAUAUGAAAAGUUAAGUAUCGCGACCCAAGUAUCGGGACUUCCCGUAUUGUUACAGCUCUACAAUGCAGUGAUAUAUUUUCCACUUCCCACAAUGUGGGAUAUGUCUUUUAUUAGAUCAUAAAUUCUUGUUUUCUCUGAUCUAAGCUUUGUAUAUUCUCACAACUUGGGGUGGUUUUGUUUUGGAAACUGUUACUUGAUUUCUGUUAUAUAGAAUACAGUAACUAAACUGUAUACGUUUGAUUGUACAUCACUCUCUUUCGCUCAUGAUGUCCGAUUGAAAACACACUCAUACUAUAAACUAUCUCUUUACUGUUGACAUGCUAGUACUUACUAGCAAUUGAAUUAAUAUUGUGAGAUUGUUUUGUUUUUUAAAAUGAAAUAUGCACUUUCAAUAAAAAUAAAAAGUAGUAUCUGCAGUGAAAAUACAUAGCCAUAAUGAAAGGGGCUUGUGGUUUUUCAUAUGGAGCACUGACUUUUCUGUGAUAUUAGUCCCCUGGCCAAUGGAAAUAUUUCUAUCAUAACUGGUAGAGCGUUCACCUGAGGUGUUUUGGUAGGAGGAUCAAAUCCCCUUGGUAGAACCAUUCCCUGUGGGUUUUUCCUGUUCCAACUAGUGCCCCAUGACUGGUAUAUCAGGCGAAAUGUGUGUCUCGUCUGUGGGAAAGUGCAAAUAAAAAGAUCGCUUUCUGCCAAUGAAAAAAUGUAGCAGGUUUCCUCUAAGACAGUAUGUCAGAAUUAUCAACUGUUUGACAUCCCAUAGCCGAUGAUUUGUAAAUCAGCCUGCUCUAAUAGAGUCAUUAAACACUCAUUUUGAAAUGCAAAUUGUUAGAAUAUUUAUAUUUGUUUUUGUUUUGUUUUCAUCCAUAUUGUGCAUUUGUAAAAAUAGCUGGCAUUUAAUGCUUCUUUUAUAAUAAUUAUGAGUUAUUUUCCAUUGUUUCACUUUUAACAGGUAUAUGUUCAUGUAUUUUUUCUUUUUUGCUUGAAUGUUUAUUUAUGAAAUGUACCAGUGAUUUAGAAGCCAGUUGUCUAUUGUACGCACAAUUUUUGAAAAUGAUUUAAUUUUUUUAUCUUGGUUUUUUUUUUUUUUUUUUUUUUUUACAAAUUUAGUCUGCUAAUUAUGGUGUUGUGAAUAGUUGUACAACAAAAGAUUUGUAUUAUAUCUUACUUGUUUUACAUUCAAAAUCAAUCCAUUCCUAUGACUUCAUCUUUUACCUAUGAAUUAUGGCAUGUACUUAAAUUUAUGUUAUGUUCUGCUCACUUGACUCUAUUAUGUAUAGAGAUUAUUAUACGAGCUUCUGUGUCGUACUGAUUUUCCGAAACGAGUGUCGGGAUUAUUGUAUUGCCAGAGCGAGAGUGAGGGUAAUGCAUGAAUCCUGACACAAGUUUCAUAAAAUUAGUAUGACUCACACGCGAGUGUAAUAAUUUCUUUAUUAUCUAUAUUAUUAUUGUUGUUUUCUUUAUGAAUAACAAGACCCAACUCAAAAUGUUUCAGCCACAACUUGACGGAGAUGACGAAAUGACGUCAUAUUUCAAAUACACAGUUUGAGCUAAGACUGGAGAAGCAACGUCAUGUUAUGAGUCGCUUCCCACAAUUACGUCAUUGCAGUUGUCAUUACAGGUGUGCUUUGUAUGAUUAUUAACUUGGUUGUGUUGAACCAUAUGGAUAAUGAACUAUAUUAUUAUACUGAUGGAAAGAAAUAAGAGAACACACAAGCAGUAACAGGAAAUACUGACUUCAAACCAAAACCCUCGUCCAUAAUGUCAGCAUGGCAAGCCCUGGGUUGCUAUUUUUAUUCACCAAAAAAUUCGCCAGUCUUCAAUUUCUUUCGCCAAUCUAAAUAUGUAUUCCCCAACUACAUAUCGGCAUUUCAGUCAAAAGAUUUUGUUUUUAAUCUCGUGCUUUAUGAUAGUAAAGUUCAUGCUAAAAUGUACUUGUUAUUCAAUUUAUGACAUUGCUUUAGGGGGUCUAUUUUUUACUCAUCUAAUAGUGGCAUGCUGCUGAUAUAUAGGACAGGCCAUAGCCCAGUAGUAAAGCACUCGUCUGAUUUGCGGUCAGUCAGUGCCAAUUGUUUCGCCAAUUUUUUUAUGUUUUUAGCAGUUGCCGACUUUGACGAACGACAGCGCGAGCCCUGACUUGGGGAAACUAACCAUGUUAUUGACAUUCAAUCCCAUAUUAUAUCUUUGUAUUUUAUACAGACGUAAAUAAUUUAAAUUAGAUCUAACAUGACAUGUUUUCCCUUUUUUUUUUUUUUCAUCAGUAUAUUACUAAGUCAGGUCUCCCAAAAUUAUGAAAAUGAUAGUUUUGUUGACCGAAUGCCCAUGCACACAUUAAAUUUAGAACAUGAUAUAUGUUGAUGUUCAGUAACGCAAAAUUAAAUGUUACCUGUUUUUGUUUUUAUUUAAUUCAUAAAUGGUUUCUGCAAACAUUACAUUUUCCAAGGCUUGUGAAUAAAUUAAAUGCAGAAAAUUGAGAUAUGAUCCAAGGUUACCAAAAGUAUAAUUCUUUAUUUAGUUUUUAUCAUUAAUAUUCUAUUUCAUGGGAUAUGUACAGACUUAAUACAAAUUAAUAUUCUGAUAUUUCAUGGGAUAUGUACAGACUUAAUACAAAUUAAGAAACAGACUUUUUUUGGGAAUUUACCUCACUUACGGUAAUGAUUUAGACAUACAUGUAGGAUAAUCAUAGACAAAGUUUUAGAUACAAAAUUGUGAUAUUGCUCUUAGACUUCUUACUGCUUUUGUCAUUAUUUAUGAAUUUGGUGAAUAAUCCAUCGGGUUUUGUUUUUUCAAACAGUUUAUUUAUUUUUACAAGAGUCACUAGAAUAACUAUAAAAUUGCAACUUUUCUGAUACAUGUCUCUCAUUCGGCCAUCAAAGUAUAUGUAUAUGUAGAUAAUUAUUGGAGUUGUCUACCUUGAUGAAAAUUAUUUCUUUUACAAAUAAUGAAUUCUGAUUAAGAAUAAUCUUUUUAAUUUGUAUGCAGUUGGUGCAAUCGCUCAUUGUGAACCAUUUUAUGUUUUCUAAAAUACUUUUGUUGAGAAAUUAUAUUAAUUAGAGAUCUUGCAGUGUGUCAAGUGCAUGUAGUUAUUAAAUUCUUACUUUGAUGAGAAUAAGGCCAAAAAAUAAUAUAUAGUCGAUCUCUGAUCAAAUAAAAGUUUAAAAAUUAAUGUGGCGAUGCAUUUUUAAAAAUUUAUUAUUCUUGGUUUUUUAAAGCAUGGAUUGCUCAGAAAGAAAAGAAGGGUGUAUCUAUUUAUUUAUUUUUAACUUCCUCAUCUGCCUUGGUCCCUCCUUAUUGGCCAUGGUGCCCUCACAUUUGCCUUGGUAGGCCUACUCUAAAUGCGUUCCAUCACAUUUUCCAUACAGCCAAAAGAACUUUUAUGAGCAGGCACAACGGAAGGAAGUAGAUAAUGGGGGGGGGGGGGGGCUGACUGAGAUCGAGGGUGCAAAGCAAAGUUUCUAGAGGGUUUGGGAGUACGUUUUAAAAUUUUGAAAAAGAGAUGUCUUAAAAUGCAAUUUCCUGAAUUCUUCUAGUAAAAUUUAUCUCUGCCUUAAGAUUUACUACCAGUAAUAUUUUUGAUUCAGAAUUAUUGAAGGGGCCUCUAGCCCACCCCCACUCCCCAGCCCCCAGCCCCCAGCCCCCAGCCCCCCCUGCUCUGCCGUGCCUGAUGAGUACAACUAAGCCCCUUAAAUGUCACGGUGCAUCACUAUAUUAUUAUUUGAGGUGGCACAGCAUUAUUUAUGGUAUAGAUGGUACUGUUGUAGCUACCUUGAAAAAUAAAUAAAUAAAUUAUUUUGACUUAUGAGGUAAAAAUCAACGCACGAGCUGACCAGAGACCAGCAAUAUAUUUUUGUUUUGGCCUAAAGUUGUGUUUUGUUUAGGAAAGCUAAAUAAUGAGGUGGUGUGUGUGUGUGUGUGUGUGUGUUCCUGUCUGUGUGUGUGUGUUCCUGUCUAUGUGUGUGUGUGUCUGUGUGUGUGUUUUGUGUGUGUACAUGUACAUGUGUACACACAUGUGUUCACAUCACAUAUGUUACUUUUUCGUUUUUGAAGUUAUAUUUAAUAAAUUGCUCAUUUAAGUGAUA
Gigantopelta aegis is the source of this 8759-nucleotide messenger RNA. RefSeq names its product non-lysosomal glucosylceramidase-like. The transcript has 17 exons. Gene Ontology annotation, molecular function: beta-glucosidase activity. Lineage: Eukaryota; Metazoa; Mollusca; Gastropoda; Neomphalida; Peltospiridae. Bases 21 to 3017 code for a protein of 998 amino acids. The record is from RefSeq and is a predicted model, not a curated record. Gene Ontology annotation, biological process: carbohydrate metabolic process.